Messenger RNA from Vittaforma corneae ATCC 50505, 536 nucleotides. RefSeq lists its product as uncharacterized. The annotation marks the transcript as partial. Lineage: Eukaryota; Fungi; Microsporidia; Nosematidae. The record is from RefSeq and is a predicted model, not a curated record. The transcript has a single exon.
UCAAGCAAAAUUAACAACAAGUCCAUGUGUGUUUGUUUUGUAUUCGAUUUUGAUGAAUUGUUUGACUAUUCUGGAUUUUCUGAGUGUGUAUUUUUCACUUCCCAAGCAGAAAAUGCAAAUAAAAUACCACUUUCUGACGCUGUCACAGAAUCGCAAUUUGAAUUCUGCAGCAGCCUUCUUCAAAAGACUGGAAUUCUCAGUUCCGAUGAAGCUAUUGUUUUGAACAGGCUGUUCACACUUGCAAAUUUUCGAACAUAUCUUUCGAUAGACGAAGCAAAAAGGCUGUCUUUAAUCCUUGACAAAUCCAUGUGUGAUAUAACACCAUUUUCCUUUCUAAAAUUGAAAGAAGUGUCUUGUGGGAAUCUUCUGCUUCCCUUUAUUUGUACCCGGCAGCUUUUAGACCAUGUUCUAACUUCAAUCAAAAAUGCACUCGAACUGUCAAAUUUAUUUAUCAGGUGUGUGCUUCCUACAAUUACUUUUUCAGCAGGAGGAUUUAUGAGCAAAGAGGUUAGGGCUGAGAUGUCCUUUCCUGGGUU